This is a messenger RNA of Seminavis robusta, 3453 nucleotides long. The record is from the annotation of a GenBank genome assembly. Lineage: Eukaryota; Bacillariophyta; Bacillariophyceae; Naviculales; Naviculaceae.
AUGAAGCUCGACAGUUAUGAGUCCGACGGCCUUCGUACCCUUACCACUGGCAGCAAGUCCGAUGUGUACUGUGGAGAUGAACCAGAGGUCUUCGAAGAUGACUUCGACACGUCGCGUUCAACCAUGCUCCAUAGCACAAGCAGCAGUCGCCAAGACGAAAUCAAGGAGCAUUCAAUGAACAUUGAAAGAACAACAAAGCGUACCCUUCUGAUGGCAGCAUUGGUGACCUUGAUGGGUGGUAUUGCAUCAGCAAGUUUCAUUUUUGUGACCAUUACAAAUGAACGAAGGUCAAAAGAAGCCUUGUUUAUCAGACGUGCUGCCGACUUGGCAGAAAGCAUUGUCAUCAGCUGGCAUGAUUAUGAAACAGCGGCCCUUUGGAUUCACGAAUCUUGCCAUGAUUGGAGGACAAACGGUUACGACAGAUUCAACUUUAGGACUCUGUAUGAGUACUUGGAGAGUUCUGGACUAGACUUUUACUUGAUUGAAUGGGUUCCUAAUGUAACCCAUGCAGAACGCCCAGCAAUUGAAAAUUCUACUGCAGACUUCUUUCGAAAGUAUCCCCAAGGACACAACUACAAAGGCGGGUUUGUUGGAAUGGAACCAGUCGCUGGCAGCAACGCAGGUGAGCUGGCACUGGAUGUAAGAUCCAAUCAAUCCUUUUACUUCCCGGUUCAGUUCCUUGAACCCUGGCAAAACGCUGGUGAUUCCACACAUUUAGAUUUGUGGAGUCUCCCUUGGGAACAACCCAUCAUUCAAAAGGCAUUGCAGAAGGCGGUUCCGGUCCUCACAGCACCCUUCAUCUUGGCUGGAAAUCAUGACCAGAAUGCAGGGUACUCAGUAGUGCUUUAUCAUCCAGGAAAACCAGUUAUCAGCAGACAUGAUCCACAACCCACUGACCUUAGCAACGUCAUCAUUCAUAUCAAUGCACUUUUGACCAGGGCUGCCAUUGCACAAGGUGUUAGCAUGGGGGCGUAUCUCUUUGACUCUACAACCACCAACAUUGAUCCCGAGAUGCCUCCAAAUUUCAUGGGUGGAAUCAAGAUUGAGGUAGAAUCCUCUAUAGAUACGAGCACAGGUGAAACCCAGCAGCAAGAACAAGACAACCAAACCUUAUCCACAUUUCCUGAAAUCUCACUGACUGAUCUGGUAGUUCAGAAUGAUCCAAAAUUGAUCUACCAGGACAACUUUGUUGUGGGGCAACGGACAUGGACUACUGUUGUUGUACCCAUUGAUGAAACCUAUGAUCCAGAUAUUACGUUAGCCAUGGUCAGUGGUGCACUGAUCUUUGUUGGUGCUCUCUUGCUUUCCAUUUGGAUGAUUCACAACAUGCGAAGAUCCAUCAAGAUGCAUCGAAUCUUAUCUGAGGCUGCGGCUGAAGCUGCCAUAGUUUCCAACCUGUUCCCCGGAAAGGUCCGAGUACGAAUGAUUGAAGAUGCCAAGAAUCAAAAAAGUGCUUUGGGAGCACCAAGAAAGAAGGAAGAUAUCUUUUUGAGGGAUGGGGAUGGGCAACAUCGAUUGUCAGUAAAAAAGCUCAAUACCUACCUUUCUAGUGAGGGGAUCUUUGGAAGCAAGCCCAUUGCUGAACUGCAUCCCUACACAACAAUCAUGUUUGCUGAUCUUGUGGGCUUCACUGCAUGGUCCUCUGUCCGUGAACCAUACCAGGUGUUUACCCUCCUUGAGACACUGUAUUAUGCCUAUGACAAUAUUGCGGCACGCAGAAGGGUAUUCAAAGUGGAGACCAUUGGGGAUUGCUAUGUGGCAGUUUGUGGUCUUCCUGAUAGGAGGAAAAAUCAUGCUGUUAUCAUGGCAAGAUUUGCCACUGAUUGCAUGCAUCGAAUGCACAAACUAGUAAAGGCUCUAGAGGUGACAUUGGGCCCUGACACCUCUGACCUGGGUAUUCGAGUUGGGCUCCAUUCUGGUCAAGUAACGGCUGGAGUCCUAAGAGGAGACAAGGGUCGGUUCCAGCUGUUUGGGGACACAAUGAACACUGCCAGCCGAAUGGAAUCAACUGGAGUUAGAAACAAGAUCCAGGUCUCUCAGGAGACUGCUGACCUUCUCACAGCUGCAGGCAAGGGGGGUUGGCUAGUGCCUAGAAAGGACAUGAUCACUGCAAAAGGAAAAGGAACCUUGCAAACAUACUUCCUCAAGAUCCUGUCAAAGUCCCAGGGUUCUGCUGAAUUCAAUAUGCAGAAAGUACGAGGGUCUGAUCAUGGCAAUCUUAGGGUUCAGGAGGAAACCAAGAUGCAUCGCCUCGUUGACUGGAAUGUGGAGGUGCUAUGCCAACUUAUCAAGCGAAUUGUUGCACGCCGAGCAGCUGCUAUGGUGGAACAAAAACCCUACACUCCGGAUUUCCAUUCCUUUGACUCUGCAAAAAUGCCACUGGAUGAAGUUGCGCAAAUCAUCAAGCUCCCCGAUCUUGAUGGUACCGCGGUCAAAAGGCAGGUGGACUCUGAAUGCAUUGAGCUGGAUGGAGAUGUCAUGGCGCAAUUGAAAGACUUGGUAACAAAGAUUGCUACCAUGUACCACUCCAAUUUCUUUCACAACUUUGAGCAUGCAUCUCACGUUGGCAUGAGUGUUCAGAAGAUGCUCUCUCGGAUUAUCAAUCCAAAGGAGAUCUUUCUGAAAAGGCAUCAGGGGGAUGAUUCAAAAUUGGAUUCUGAGCUUCAUGACCAUACCUUUGGGAUCACUUCGGAUCCUCUCACUCAGUUCGCCUGUGCUUUCUCUGCCUUGAUACAUGAUUUGGAUCAUGGAGGUGUACCCAACACAGUCCUGAUGAAGGAAGGGAGCCCCCUUGCAGAGAAGUACAAUCAAAAGAGCCUUGCUGAACAGAACUCCAUUGAUUUGGCAUGGGGAUUGCUUGGAAAUCCAAGCUAUGAUAAGCUCCUCAAGACAAUCUGCUGUGAUGAGGACGAUUUCAAGAGGUUUCGGCAGUUGGUGGUCAAUUCUGUCUGUGCCACUGAUGUAAUGGACAGAGAAUUGGGAGCAACUCGCAAGGCACGCUGGGACAUGGCCUUCAGUGAAGAACCCAGGAAUGAGCCCAAGAACGAGACAGUCAACCGCAAGGCUACCAUUGUUAUUGAGCAUUUGAUCCAAGCUUCAGAUGUGUCCCACACAAUGCAGCAUUGGCACAUCUACACCAAAUGGGCUGGACGAUUGGAAAAAGACCCCAGUAUCAGCUGGUAUGAAGGGGAGCUGGGAUUCUUUGAUUUCUAUAUCAUUCCACUGGCGAAGAAGCUGUUCAAGUGUGGUGUCUUUGGAGUCAGCAGUGAUGAGUUUUUGAACUAUGCCGAGAUCAAUCGCAAAGAGUGGGAGAAGAAGGGGGCACAAAUGGUCCAGAAGUAUCUGCAGGACUAUGAAGCAGAUUGUGGGGUGACUCCUGAAGGAAGACUCUCCUAUGACACUAUGAGUGAAGAUGAAUCUGACGACGAUUCUAUGGGCCAGUUCAGUGUAUGA